Messenger RNA from Abrus precatorius (Indian licorice), 4504 nucleotides. RefSeq names its product zinc finger BED domain-containing protein DAYSLEEPER-like. Bases 33 to 3461 code for a protein of 1142 amino acids. The record is from RefSeq and is a predicted model, not a curated record. Lineage: Eukaryota; Viridiplantae; Streptophyta; Magnoliopsida; Fabales; Fabaceae. The transcript has 2 exons. Gene Ontology annotation, molecular function: DNA binding; protein dimerization activity.
AUAAAAAAUAAAAAGAAAUACAAAUAAUAAUAAUGGACCUGAGAGUCCAAAAGGAAUUCCCUGUUUUAAAAUCUUAUCUGGCAAACCAACCAGUCCCAAGUCCCAACCAUCGUCUCAUUCAAAAAUCUAAAAUAAGGUCCAAUUACCUUCGGGUUGGUUUCCAAGCCCAAAUUCCUCUCUCUCUCUCUCUCUCUCUGUUCUGCAAAACCCUAGAUCUCGCUCCGUCAAGCCCUGAAGCUCGGUUUCCGGGCUUCCGAUUCCAGCGCCGUCCAUCGGCGUCUUCAAUCGUUUCUUUUCCACUGUCACAGCUGGUGCGAGACAGGAUGGUUGCUACCCUUGAAGAAGACAAAGUGGCUCCUGAUAUGAAAAAGGGUUCAGUUGGUACCGAUGCUCAACCUAACAAUGAUAUAGCAAAGUCUGAAACGGUGGUAGACUGUAGUAUGGAGAUGUCUGAGUCUGAGGCCAACAGAGAUCUGUCCAAUUUGGAAACACUUCCUAACAAGGAAGUUUCUGCUUCUGAAGCACUGGCUCCCAUUGGUGAAGCAGCAGCAUUACCCAACCAAAAUUUGAGCAACUCCCAAGAACCUGCGAACAACCAUUCAGAGAAUUUUGAAUCCCUAACCAGCAACCAGCUGGACAACGCUAAUGCCUCUCAGAACAGUCAGCCAGGUAAUUCUGAAGCACCAUCUGACGGUCAAUUGGUUAGUUCUGAAGUUCCUCUUGAUGGGAAGGCUUCUCAGCCCAGCAACCAGUUGGUGAAUUCUGAGGCACUGCCAAACCAUAACGUGGGUAAUUCUGAAAUACAGACUUGUAAUGACAUUGUUGUAUCUGAAAUACAGCACAGCAAUGAGGUGCUUAAUUCUGCAACAGCGCAAUGCAACGAGGUGAUUAUGUCUGAAACACAGGAAAGCAAUGAGGUGGUCAUGUUUGAGACACAUUCCAGCUAUGAGGCCGACAUGCCUAAAACUCAGACAUGCAAUGAUGCAGUCAUGUCUGAAGCUCUGGCUGAAAAUGAGUUGUGCAAUCCCACUAUAGAUCCCAACAAUCAGCUCUCCAAUUCUGAAACUGUUCAUGUUAAUCAGUUCAGACAUAUCCAUAUGAUUCCUGAAGAUCAGCUGCCUCAACCUGAAUCGCUGCCUCAUUCAGAAGCGGUACCCACUUCUGAAUCACUGGCAGAUACCCAUCUCACAGACAUCAAAUUAAUAUCUCAUAGUCAUCUGACCCAUUAUGAAACACUGCCCAACAAUCAUCUGAACCAUUCUGAGGCACUAUCCCACAAUCAGCUAUCUAACUCUGAAGCACUGUCUCAUGAUCAGCUAGCCAAUUCCCAAAUGAUGUCUAUGUCUCAUUAUGAGCUGGAAAAUAGUGAAACAAUGCACAACAAUCAGAUAGUCAAUUCUCAAGCACACUAUGAACUAGCAAUUUCUCAUGCAAUACCCAGCUAUGAAAUAAUAAAUGCUCAGACACUGCUGAACAAUGAUGAACAUAUCCCUGAAACACAGCCAAGUAAGCGGAGAAAAAAAAAGUCUAUAGUCUGGGAAUACUUCACGAUAGAAACAGUUAGUCCUGGAUGUAGGAGAGCACGCUGCAAGCAAUGCGAUCAAACUUUUGCCUAUAGUACAGGUUCAAAAGUUGCUGGCACCAGUCAUCUCAAACGCCACAUUGCAAAGGGGACCUGCUCAGCUCUUCUACGCAGCCAUGAGCAUAAUCAAUUUUCCCUAUAUACUUCACGAUCUAGGGGAAGUGGGGCUGGCAAUGUUAGCGAUGCACCUAAACGACGAUAUAGAUCCCCUAGCACACCUUUCAUCAUUUUUGAUCAAGAUCAAUGCCGCCAUGAGAUUGCUAGGAUGAUCAUUAUGCAUGAUUACCCCCUUCACAUGGUUGAGCAUCCAGGAUUUGUUGCAUUUGUCCAAAAUCUGCAGCCCCAAUUCAAAAUGGUGACCUUUAACACUGUCCAAGGAGAUUGUGUGGCAACUUACCUGAUGGAAAAGCAAAGUCUUUUGAAGUAUGUAGAGGGAUUACCUGGACGAGUUUGUUUGACACUGGACAUCUGGACAUCAAGUCAAUCUUUAGGUUACAUAUAUAUUACAGGACAUUUUGUUGAUCAUGAUUGGAAGUUGCAGAGGAGAAUUCUCAAUGUUGUAAUGGAACCAUACCCUGAUUCGGAUUCUGCAAUCAGCCAUGCUGUAGCUGUUUGCCUUUCUGAUUGGGGGUUGGAGGGUAGGCUGUUUUCUGUCACUUGUAAUCUGGCAUUGAGUAAUGUUUCCCUUGAAAAUCUAAGACCUUUACUCUCUGUAAAGAAUCCACUUAUCCUCAAUGGUCAGUUUCUAGUUGGUAAUUGCAUUGCCCGUACAUUAAGCAGUGUUGCAAAUGAUUUGUUGGGUUCGGCACAAGACUUGAUCAAUAAAAUCCGCGAUAAUGUAAAAUAUGUGAAGACUUCAGAAUCACACGAGGACAAAUUCCUGGAGCUGAAGCAGCAGCUUCAGGUUCCCAGUGAAAGGAACCUUUCUAUUGAUGACCAAAUUCAAUGGAAUACAACUUAUCAAAUGCUCUUGGCAGCUUCUGAUCUAAAGGAAGUGUUUUCUUGUUUGGACACUUCCGAUCCUGAUUACAAGGGAGCCCCGUCUAUGCAAGAUUGGAAGUUGGUUGGGACCCUCUGUACCUACUUAAAGCCCCUUUAUGAUGCAGCAAGCAUCCUUACCACAACAACUCAUCCUACUGUUAUUACCUUCUUUCAUGAAGUUUGGAAACUGCAGUUAGAUCUAGCUCGUGCAGUUGCAAGUGAAGACCCCUUCAUUAGCAACCUUAACAAAAUUACCCAUGAAAAAAUGGAUAAGUACUGGAGUGAUUGUAGCCUGGUUUUGGCACUUGCAGUAGUUAUGGAUCCCCGCUUCAAGAUGAAGCUUGUUGAAUUCAGUUUCACAAAAAUCUACGGUGAGGAUGCUCAUUUGUAUAUCAAGACCGUUGACGAUGGAAUUCAUGAGCUGUUUCAUGAGUAUGUGGCCCUUCCCCUGCCACUAACACCAGCAUAUGCCGAAGAUGGAAGUGCUGGAAACCGUGGUAAGAUGGAGGAAUCCCCAGGAGGCACUGUGUUGUCAGAUAAUGGUCUUACAGAUUUUGAUGCCUACAUUAUGGAGACUACUAGCCAACAGAUGAAAUCAGAGCUUGAUCAGUAUCUUGAAGAAUCACUGUUGCCACGCAUUGCAGACUUUGAUGUAUUGGGCUGGUGGAAGCUAAACAAACUCAAGUAUCCUACUCUUUCCAAGAUGGCCCGGGAUAUAUUGUCUAUUCCAGUUUCCUCUGUUGCUCCUGACUCUGUGUUUUAUUCAAAAAGCAAAGAGAUGGAUCAGUAUCGGAGUUCCUUGCUGCCGGAGACAGUGGAGGCCCUUGUAUGUGCCAAAGACUGGAUGCAGUAUGGAGUAGCCGAAGCUUCGAAUGCGCUUGUGAAAAUGGUAUUCUAGAUAUAGAUUUUUUAGGUGGUUGGACCCUGUAUUAUAGUAGGGUAUAUUGUUAGUGUUGUCAAUUUGGAUAAUUGAAGGCGAAUGUGUAGUUUACAGCGAAGCUUCACUUUUAGUCUAAAAGUCCUAGUGACUGGUCCUUUGGUUGAUACACGAUAACAAUAAUGUUAAUGACGUCAAUUCUAACAAUAAUUUCUGAAUUUCCCUGCCGUAUGAUGAAAGGUGAUGCGCGAUGCUACCUUAAUAAAGUAUAAUAACUGUACGUAAUAGAUAAAUCGAAUAGAUGUAUGCUUGCCAAGAAAUAGGGUUUAGCAUUCCUAUAAAUUUCACAAAUAAAUAAAACCAAGACAAAUUCUUAAAUCUAUAUACUUCUAUACUUCCUUUGUAAAAUAGAACCUUAAUAUAGCCACAAAAUAAAAAGGAUUUUUUUUUUCUCUCCUUCCAGAUUAGUUAGUCCAAUAUGCUCAAAACAAUAAUUUGCUGCUCGGAAUAUCAUAUCUUUACAAGAGGAACCGCUAAGGAUGAGAGGGUUACAAUACAGAUGAUAGAUGGAGCUCGAGCAACGAAUCUUCACGUGAAAGGGAAAUGUGACAAGAACGUCGGAUGAAAAAAUUGGGCGAGAUAAAAGAGAUAAUGGUCAAGUGGAGAAAAACUGAAAAAAGAAGAAAAUAUUUCACAUCCACCAAAUCCAAAUGGAUGGAGAAUUUCACAAAAGAGAAAAUGCACGUUCAUGAAGGUGGCGACAAUAGAGUGUUAGGGGAAAGCCCCCUAAUGUUAAUUUAACCUAAUUAGUAUUGGUAGAAAAUUGAUUUGGACUGGUUUUUGCACUUGUUGGAACUUAAAUUGGCUGAACAAGCAUCAACAAUUCAACAUAACCGAAAUGAAUUUAUUUUUGCACUCUAAUAUUUGUAUUAGCAAUUCUCCUGACAAUGGAAGUGUUAUGUGGCUGCAUCUUCUCUGUGGGAUCACCUAUGUAUUAUGAAUUGUUUGGUCCUAAGAUUAUGCUUUAAUGCCUUGUCAACUUAAAGGUAUUUGCAUUGAUCCUU